Cylindrotheca closterium is the source of this 6141-nucleotide messenger RNA. The record is from the annotation of a GenBank genome assembly. NCBI's taxonomy places the organism in Eukaryota, Bacillariophyta, Bacillariophyceae, Bacillariales, Bacillariaceae.
AUGUCCAGCACUUCCGGAGGAACGCCAUCUACAGGCACCCUACCAUCAUACAUCACCAAGCCAACUUGCGGUGGAAUCACCACUGUUGGUCCCAACGAGUAUGAAAUCUACACCGGAGGAAAACCCGAUGACACACGAUCCGGCCUAGACUCCUCUGCACCAACUGAACGAGUUUAUCCAGGACAAACUCGUCCAAUCUCUGGAUAUCGAUCCAUGAAGUCGCAGACCUACCGUACGACAUUCGAAGGAACCACCAAGAUAUCCAAGACUUCGCAACAAACCAAAUUGAAACGAGAUCUUCAUCAGCAUUUUGUUGAAAACGGACUAGACUCCAUCACUUACCUUCCUGAUGCGAACGGAGCCACCACAUCAGUCAUUCUCUCGGCCGACUCCUUCUCUCAAGAGACUGCCCUAGCUGCAUACAAGACAAUGCUCCCAAAAUACGACAAAUACUGCAUCGCCAACGACAAGGACGCAGCCAAGUAUCUUCUCAAUGCCGUUGACGAUGAUCUCAAGGACACCAUCGAACUCUUUCACACCGAAUCCGACGGGUUUAUUGCUGUGUGGUUUUCUCUCUUGGCCAACAUCACUGACAACAACAUUGAUCGCAAGAAAAGCUUGGAGGACGAAAUCAAGUCCAUCACCGUCUCUCAGUUUCCGCAACAGAACCUCAAGUCGAUGGUAGCCAAACUCAAACCCAUCUGUGAUGAACUUGACGCAAUGGAAUCCUACGAACCCGACAACAGUAUCCAUAUGCUAGACAACUUCUCCUAUGCAGGCAGUGGCACUGAUCCAUCCAAUCCUCACACCAUGAGAUUCCGAUCAAAGAUCAUCACACUUCGAGACAAGCUCGACGAUGCCAUCACAACUUGUCGCAACAUGUCCAAAGCAACAAGGGACACUCACCUAAAAGGCCAAGGACUUCACUACACCCAACUUCUCAAGACCAUCUCCGACAUCUACGUCAAGCUCGAGCACAACAAGACCUGGCCUCCAUCCAUGACACCUCUAGAUUCUCGAACACCCGCAGCCCUCAACAUGGCAGCUCUCAAGGACAGCCUAUCACCUUCCGUGGCCGCGCAAUUCGAAGCCUACAUUCUCCAACAAAGCAAAGGACGUCAGCCACCUGAUGAAGACAAGAAAUCGACGAAUCCAAAGCACGUACCUCCUACUCCAUCCAUGACUCCCACGGAGACCAUCGAAGGUAUCAAACACUACGUUCAAGACAUCAAAGGAGUCAAGAACAACUGGUGUGGUCGAUGCCGCCGUUGGACCCCUACUCAUUGGACCUGGAUGCACGGUCGCAAACCUGACGACAAACCCACUCCAGUUACACCUGCUUCAACCGAAUCCCAUCUACUGAUCAACAAACAAGACAGCAGUGGGUCAGAUGACGACACGUCUCUUGAAACAAACCUUGCCUCCUCAGGAUUCAAGUACGUCUUCUACCAUAUGGAACUUCCCCGGCCAACACCUGCCAAAAUUUCGGAAAGGAUCUCCUCGCCAGAGAUCCUCGAUGAGGCACCAUCUUCCAGCAUCAUGGACAAGUCUUACCUCUGGUCCUACCUUUGGUAUACGUUCCAGGUUGCCAUUCUUGGAUUCAGCCUAUUCGGUGCAUUGUUGUGUACCACGACAACCAUUGACGCUCUACCCGGUCUCAGUGCCCUAUCAGCCUUCUUCCAGGACAUCCCGCGCCUUGUUGAUACCUACACAUUUACUUGGCAUGCCAUCGCACCACUUCUUUGGUACCUCAUCUACAGCCUCCUCUUCAUUGGACCCGAUCGCUUUGCCGCUCCUACUCCGGUUCCUCGACACAUCCGUCGCCAGAUUCAGCGGCACCUAUUCCGUGAAUCGCGUCGCAAGCCUCGUGGCAUCCAGAAGCCUUCCUUCCGACACCCUCGCUACCAACCUUCCCGUGCCGAUUGCAUCCGCCGCUUUCAUGCUACCACUACCUUCUUUCCUUCCUCCUUUCAUACCGUUUCAGAGGGAGAACCAGCAUUCCCAGUCAUUUGGGAUUCUGGAGCUUCCGUGUGUGUAUCUCCACACCUUGAUGACUUUGUAGGCCCUCUCGGCCCACCACCAUGUUCAUCCACCAAAGGUGUGGGAGGCCCAGUCGAAGUAAAGGGAACAGGAAAUGUCAAGUGGACUUUCAGGACCACGGACAACUCCUUCAGAACCAUUAUCCUCCCUGCCGUCCACAUUCCUACAGCAACGCAACGAUUAUUGAGUACAAGUUCCCUGUGUCAAAAAUACCCCAACGAGACACUUACCCAAAAUGCCGACGGCAUGAUCCUAUCUGGAGAAGUACCAAUCACUCGAGCCGUCCAAGCAAGCAUCGACAACAGCAACAACCUUCCUACCUCUUGGUCCUUCCGACAUGUCACCAAGCCCAUCAACGACAACACUACCAGCGACGAUGCUACCGUCUGCGCCAACAACAUCUCCUCCGAUCAAUCUUCUCCAACACCUACUGAUUGUUGCUUGAAACGCUCGUCUUCCACUCGGCCAAGCCACCAUGCCACCAUGCAGGCCGCCAUCUCAGAAGUGUGCAAUCACAACAUCAAUCUCAAUAAUGGUGAUCGGGAAUGGCUCAAAUGGCACCAACGUCUUGGACACCGCAGCUUCGCUCUCAUCCGCUACAUCAUGGGUGCUGGCACUCUUGCAAAAAGCCAACGAGCUCGAGCACUCCACACUCAAGUUUCAAAACGAGUCGAAUGUCCCAAAUGUGCAGCCUGUUGCUAUGCCAAGGCCAAACGAAGAUCACCUCCCAAACUACGUCGUUCCCAAGGACACAUCAAGGAUAUUCCCAGCACUCUUCGAGACAACACCUUAUAUCCUGGACAAGAAGUAUCCGUGGACCACCUUGUAUCAUCAGUUCCUGGACGCACCUAUGAGGGUUUCGGCAAAGGUCACAAGUCCACAAUGUUCAAAGGGUCAGCUCUAUUUGUCGACAAUGCAACCGGAUACACCUACACUCACCAUCAAAGGUCCCUCAACACCCAUGAUACUCUCCGCGGCAAGGAAGCAUUUGAGGCUAAUUGUCGUGAUCUUGGUGUAGUGGUACAACGAUAUCGAAGUGAUAAUGCUGCCGUAUUUCACAGUCAUGAAUACAAACUUCAUCUCGAAUCCUUCUCGCAGACUCAAAAAUAUGCUGGGGUUGGUCAACAUCACGCAAACGGCAUCGUCGAAAAGUCCAUUCAGGACAUCCAAUCAACCGCACGAACCAUGCUGGUACAUCUUGCUAUCCAUUGGCCAGAACAAGCUGAUCUUGCAUUAUGGCCAAUGGCAAUCGAUCACGCCGUCUUUCUGCACAAUCACCUUCCUGACCAGACUACUGGACUGUCCCCAAUGGAUAAAUUCUCCCGCCAACGAUGGCCACAUUCCAAAUAUCAUGACAUCCAUGUCUUUGGCUGCCCCACCUACGUCCUGGACAAGAAACUUGCAGAUGGUAAGACAAUUCCAAAAUUCAAGCCACGCUCCGAACGCCAUGUUUACCUUGGUUUCAGCCCAUUUCAUGCAAGCACAGUCCCCUUGGUACUCAAUCCAAGAACUGGGUCCAUCACACCUCAAUUCAACUGCGUUUUCGAUGACUGGUUUGCAACCAUUGCUACCAGCAUCGAAGAAAUUCCUACAUUCCUUGAGGAGCAUUGGCAGACCCUCUUCACCGACUCCGAAUAUCAGUUCCCAGCCGACGACACAGACCCUCCAGCUCUUGCCACCAUACCUGUUCAACCGCCUCCGCCCCCUGCAUCUCCUCUGGAUACUUUUGAUUCUGCCUCCAGCCCCUACAUCACUGGCCUUCCAGACCUAUUCGAACCUCGCAGCCCGCCUUCUACUUCCAAUAUUCCUUCUGUUCCGACCUCCCAAUCUUCGCUUGAGAGGGAGAGAGUGCCUGUUGCCCCCAUGCAAGCAACUCCUCCAUUAAAUUCGACGACCGAUUCCUCGAAUCAGAGGGAGCCAGAGCUUCCAUCUCAACAACAGAGGGAGCAACAAGCUCCAUUGCCUCGCCCUACACCAAGAAAUAAACCAAACGUCAGAAGCCAACCACCUCUACCUCGCGAACGACCAAUUGAAGACUUACCUUCCACCCAUCAAUUCAGUCCCAACUUACGUCGCAGCACCAGAUCAACCAAAGGUGUUUCGGCCCCCAUUCUUGAUCCAGAUCCGUCCCAAAAAUCCUACUCAAGCAAGGUCGAAUACUCCUCCCAUCUCAGCGAACUCGACCAAUCCAUCAAUCCUGACUUCAACGACGUCGAAAAUCUACACUCAUUUCCCAAAGACACACCAUUUCUGACGGCUGAAGAGUUAGUAUUGACACCCAAACACGAGUCAUACAAGCGAUUCUCAACUCAACCAGACACUGACGAUGGAGGAAUUGCCGGUUUCUACGAUCUGCACUUCUCUUACCUUGGAUACAAACUGGAAGACAAACCCAACUUUGUCUUCAUGGACAGCCGAGCUCCAGCUGAUGUCAUUGAAUUCCUCAAGGCUGCCUCAAGCGAUCCCGACAUCUUAACCUGGGAUGAAGCAAUGAAGCAUCCAGAAGAAGCUGAACAAUGGCGCAAGGCAGCGUUGAAAGAAAUUCGAGCCCUCGAACACAAACGCACAUGGCUUGAAGCACCUGAGUCCAAUGCAACUGUUCGUGUUAUUCCAGGAACUUGGGUAUUUCGCCGAAAGCGACUGCCAGACGGAACCAUUACUAAAUUCAAGGCUAGAUGGGUACUACGAGGCGACCUACAAGACCUAGACAUGGACACCAGAGCCGACGUCGUUGCUUGGUCUUCCGUACGAAUAUUCAUGGUACUAAGUCUGAAGCUAGGUUGGGUGAUGAAAUCAAUUGACUUCACAAAUGCAUUCCUACACGCCCCAUUGCCAAAAGAGCUACCUAUGUUUGCUCAUCUACCUCGAGGAUUCUAUUCAAACAUGCGAAGCAUCACUGGAGAACGAACAGUACUGAAUCUACAAAAAUCUUGUUAUGGAACUACCGUGGCCCCUCGAUUAUGGUUCGAACACGUCAUGAAAGCCUUCAAGGAACUUGGAUUCGAAAGUUCACCCUACGACAAGUGCUUUCUCAUUCGUAAAGACAUGAUGAUCGUGGUAUAUGUGGAUGAUUGUGGUAUCAGUUGUGAUAAGCCUGAGAAAAUUGAUGAAUUGGUCCAGCAACUACGCGACAAAGGCUUCGAUCUUGAAAUUGAGGGCGACUUUGAAACCUUCCUUGGAGUCGAAAUCGAAAAGCUAGAUGACGGGCGCUUCCACCUCAAACAAACAGGACUCAUUGCCAAGGUUUUAGAGGCUGCAGGUCUCAGUGACUGCAAUGACAACCAUGUCCCAGCAGGUCCCACACCUCUUGGCAAGGACGAAACCGGUGAAGACUGGCCCCAACAUCCUUGGAAAUACAGCUCCAUUAUUGGCAUGCUUAUCUACCUUUGUACAAAUACCAGGCCUGACAUCAGCUACGCAGUUUCAUGUGCCGCGCGCUUCAAUGCUAAACCCAAGGCUUGUCAUGCCACCGCCGUAAAAACCAUUCUUCGCUACCUCAAAAAGACAUCCGACAAAGGGUUGAUUAUUGAAUUUGAUGGAACAUUGGAUUUGGAGGCAUACUGCGAUGCUGAUUUUGCUGGACUCCACAAAUCUGAAGACUCCUUUGAUCCUGCUAGCGCCAAGUCCCGAGGCGGAUACAUCAUCUUCUUUGGAGGCGUUCCUCUACUCUGGAAAAGCUCCCUUUUGUCAUGUAUCACACUGAGCACUCUGGAAGCCGAAUACAUGCAACUAUCUCGCACCAUGACCGUCCUCCUUGGAAUCAAGAAUACUCUUGAGGAUCUUCUUCCUCCUCUUGGACUACAAACAUCCAACCGCUCGAUCACCUCUACCGUCUUUGAAGACAAUGCUGGAGCUCUCCUUCUGGCAACUGAACAGCGCAUCACUCCUCGUACCCGCCAGCUCCUUGCAAAAUGGCACCACUUCUGGUCCUGGAUUCGCAAACCUUCUGACGGACCCCCUCGCGAUGCCAACAGUACUUGGGAUGAUGGAAAAAUCACAGCGAAGAAAAUUUCAACUGAACUACAACGCGCCGACAUGUUCACCAAAGGCCUAACUCGAGUCCUUUUUGAACGAAACCGCAAAAUGAUUUGUGGUUGGUAA